AUGUCGCGCGCCAUGUCUGAAGAGGGUGAGGUCGACCACAUUGACCUCACUGGCAAUCCUGAGGACCUCAUGGACUUGGAUGAGGAUGAUGAUCGAGUGAGAGAAGAAUCAAGCCUCUUUCUCCCCAACAGCGUCACGCCGCCUAUUUCCACUGACUUUACCUUCAUUGAUCUCGUCGCCAACGACGAUGAGCCAGAAAUUCUUCGGGGGAGAUCCGACUCAAGUCUCUUUGUCCACGACGACCCCGAGGACGAGGGAACUAUUACCAACGAAAGCAACAAUCAUGGCAACGUCAUCAACGUCGACGACGACAUGGACGACAGCGACAAUAACGAAGACGACAUGAACGACAACGACAUGAACGACAACGACAUGAAUGACAAUGAUGAGAACAACGACAAUGACAUGAACGACAAUGAUGAGAACGACGACGACGACAUGAACAACAACGAUGAUGAGAACGGUGAUGAGAACGGUGAUGAGAACGAUGAUGACAACAACAAUGACAACAAUGAUGACAACAACGAAGACAAUGGAGACAACGAGAACGACGAUGAUAGUGACGACAGCGAUGACAGUGACGACGGUGAUGAUCUUAUCCCGUCCGACCAAAAGGAUGCGAACGCAGCCCUCGAAGAGGCUCUCGAGGAGGAAGGCAUCACUGAGCCCGAUUGGGCUGAACGAUGCUUGAAGACUUGCAAACCUCACUGGAGUGAGGUUGCUCACGUACUCCUGAGAUACCGCAGGCGCUUCCUCCUCAAGAGGACCGAGCUCCGAAACGUCAAGAGCAGCCUUCGCCAACAAAUCCGUCAGCUCAGAGAGGAUAAUGCACGCCUUCGGGCCCGUGGGCAGCGUCGCCCACACGACAAGUCGUGGCGUGGAAUCGUCAGCCUCUGGGUUUAUGGGACCCUGAGGGACUCGAGAUUUCACAACUGGGGAGACAUCUACAAGCUUUCGUGCAAGGAGGAGAACAUGUCGUGGGCUUUUAGCACGCGGAAGUCCUCCAAGAUGCACCCAGGACUGAAGCUGCGUGCUCCCGAUGAGGAGGAAGAAGCAGAGGGGAUCGUGGUGAUUUCUGAUGAAGAGGAAGAGGAAUCCCCUGAUCCAGGCUCAGUCCAAGGGCCACCUCCAAAUCGACCAUCGCCUCCGAGUCAGCCACCGUCUCUGGGAGGUCCACGGCGAUCCUCCCUUGAACGACUCGACAUCGGGGUGCAGAUCAAGAUCUUCUCCUACCUCUUCGUCUUUGAGCGACAGCUGGUGCACGCCAUCUCCCGCCUGGACCCAUACUACGAGCCGACCGAGGUGCCUCGCAACUGCAGUGGCCAAGUCUCACUCCUGCACCGCUUCCACGUUGGUGAGGAGAGCGUCUCGCUGACGUUUGGAGCCAUCAAGCCACAGGAGCUCCUCGCUCCGCUCCUCGUAUCCAAACACUUCAACUACCUUGGGGCCAGCAUCUUUUACGGGAGCAACACGUUCGCAUUCUCUUCCAUCGGCGAGCUCCAGCACAUCCAGCACGUCGAGAUCCUGUGGAUGGGCUCCCAGUGUGUCACGUACAGGCCCGACGACAAGCGUCGGUACACGUCGCGCCGGACGCACCACCUCGCCUUCCUCAGCGAGGCCCGCCGCCUCAAGUCCAUCGCCGUCUACAUCCCCGAGUCGUCCAAGCAGUACAUGCGGCGCAAGCAUGAGCCCCCUCACAUCAUCGAGUACAUGGCUGAGAAGACAAUGGGGCAGCCCAACUACCGCCGCUUCCGCGCCCUGCGCACCAUCCCGGGACUCGACUACCUCCAUGUGCUUCGCGGGCUCAACGGCAUCACCUUCUGGGACUAUGACAAGUGGCUCGAGCUAGGCUCCAAGCUGCCCGUCCGCGAUUGGACCUUUGUGAGCGACCUCAACAACACGGUGCGCCGUGCCAAGGCGGAGGAGGACAGGAGAUUCUGCACACUUCGCAGGCUUGCCCCUUUUGUCAUUGGAUAUCGCCCUGAAGACGAAAUCAUCGAGGAGAUUGAAACCUUUGUGAGCCAGUACUCGCCAGGCUGUGGUGGGCAAGUCGUCGACCUAACCAUGGAUGAUGACUAG
Molecule: messenger RNA, 2079 nt
Organism: Fusarium vanettenii 77-13-4
Lineage: Eukaryota; Fungi; Ascomycota; Sordariomycetes; Hypocreales; Nectriaceae
Exons: 3
Coding region: 1-2079 (692 amino acids)
Source: RefSeq, a predicted model, not a curated record